AUGUCUCUCUCUAAAGUCGCAUGGCUCAUCCUAGGCACAUCUGGUCUGGCCGCAGCUCAUGGGCACAUCGAUCGUAUCGACAUUGAUGGCAAGUCCUAUGGUGGAUUCCUGGUCGAUCAAUACCCUCAUGAACAAAACGUCCCUGAUCUCAUCGCGUGGUCAACUGCGGAUACUCAGGACGGCCCUGUUCAAACCUUUGACUACAACCAGCCGAAUAUUAUCUGCCACCAGGAUGCCAAGCCUGGUGCUCUCGCUGGCGAGGUGGCUGCUGGAGGCAAGGUGACGAUUCACUGGAACAAAUGGUUCGAAGAUCACCGCGGCCCGGUCAUCAGCUACCUUGCGAACUGCAAUGGGAGCUGCGCUUCUGUGAACAAGACCGAACUUGAGUUCUUCAAAAUUGAAGAGGCUGGUCUUCUCGACAACAGCAAGUCCCCCGGAAGAUGGGCCAGCGAUGAGCUCAUGGCUGCCAACAAUACUUGGACGGUUAACAUCCCUUCCGACAUUGCAGCAGGCAAUUAUGUUCUUCGUCAUGAGAUCAUUGCACUGCACCUCGCAAAGGUAGACAAUGGUGCGCAAGCUUACCCGCAAUGCCUCAACUUGAAGGUGACAGGUGGUGGCACUGCUACACCGAAAGGCAUUCCUGCCACCCAGUUCUACACACCAACCGAUCCCGGCAUCCUAAUUGAUAUCUUCAACAAUCUUGCCACUUAUGUGAUUCCAGGCCCAGCCCUCUACAAGGGCAGGGAUGCAGCACCUCCGACUAUUGCCGUCCACCCCACCGGAGCGUCUUCCACCGCGUUGUCUUCCUCCCCAGCCUGGACGACCCCCUAUGCAGCGCCUCAGGGUUGUGGAUAUGGUCCCUACGAGAACUCUUCUCAAAUCACACCUACACCUGUAGCGAAUGACGCUGAACAGAAUGGUCAAGAUUAUUGA
This is a messenger RNA of Hirsutella rhossiliensis, 933 nucleotides long. Its product is annotated as glycosyl hydrolase family 61 protein. The record is from RefSeq and is a predicted model, not a curated record. The transcript is spliced from 2 exons. Lineage: Eukaryota; Fungi; Ascomycota; Sordariomycetes; Hypocreales; Ophiocordycipitaceae. Bases 1 to 933 code for a protein of 310 amino acids.